Molecule: messenger RNA, 231 nt
Organism: Prunus armeniaca (apricot)
Lineage: Eukaryota; Viridiplantae; Streptophyta; Magnoliopsida; Rosales; Rosaceae
Source: the annotation of a GenBank genome assembly
AUGGAAAUUAUCCCUUCUAUGCCAUUGGAGAUGCUCUGUCCUGACUUGCUCCCUGUGCAAAGUGAGCAGGUUAAUGCUGUGAACAUGGAAGGAGCUGAAGAGCAGGUGGCUGAAGAGGAUGGAGCAGAGGAGGAUGAAGCUGAUGAGGUGGUGAUAGGCGUCAUAGAUCAGGCAUGCGGAGCUGCUGAGAGCAUGGCUGAUCAGGUGGACGUUGAAGAGGCUGCAGAUUAG